Molecule: messenger RNA, 1083 nt
Organism: Purpureocillium takamizusanense
Lineage: Eukaryota; Fungi; Ascomycota; Sordariomycetes; Hypocreales; Ophiocordycipitaceae
Exons: 1
Coding region: 1-1083 (360 amino acids)
Source: RefSeq, a predicted model, not a curated record
AUGAAGGAAGUCAUCGCAGACGCAGUUUCGCGAGGCUGGCCGCCCACGGCACCCGCAGGCCAUCAUGUCGCACCGCGUUUCAACCACAUCGACCGCCCGUACGGCAGCUAUCAACGACAGGCCGAGAGCCUCUUCGAAAAGCCCGCCCGCCGGCUCUCGAGGCUCCAACAGGCGCGCUUGGACGACCGACAGAGGGAAGCCGUCGUGGAAGAGCUGCGCGACGUCAUGGUGCGGGCCGUGUACGGCAGCAACACGAUUCAGGGCGCCGGGCUGAGCUGGCACGCCACCGACGUCCUCUGCCGAAAGGUCUUUGCCGACACCGACGACACCUCGCGCAUCAUCACCGAGUCGGACGAGGCCUUCCAAGACGUCAUCGUCGAGAUGCGCCGCCUGCAGCCCAGCCUCAUCAUCCGCCCCGUCGACGUGGCCCUCCGCGCGCGCAACGACAUUGUCCAGCACGCCAGGGCCUACCAGCACAUCCUGCGCGAGUUCGUCGUCAACAAGCGGGACCUCACCGAGGGGCUCAUCAAGGACACGCACCGCAUCCUGAACCGAGGGGCCUCCGUCCGCGACAAGGGCUGGGACUACCUCCCGCAGGGGGCCUACGGCGGCGCCUACCGGACCGCCAUCCUAGCCGCCAGCAACAUCCACAUGCCCCUGGCCGCAUGCGUGCCUGACAGAAUGCAGCAGCUGUGCCUCGCGGUGCGAGUCGACGUCGCAAUGGCGGAGCAGGGCAAGUCCGGCGAUCCCUUCUCCAUGGCGGCAAAGCAUUCGUUGCGGCUGGCGCACAUCCAGCCCUUUUAUCACGACAACAUGAGACUGAGUCGCAUCAUCCUCAACGCCAUACUCUGUCGGUUCGCGGGCGUCAUGUUGCCCCUCGGUGAGGAUGAGAGGGCCCAGCGCGAGUACCUGGACGCCAAGAGCCGCUCGAGCCAUGACUCUAUGGACCACGGAGAUUACGCCAUGUUUGUGCUGAAGCACGCGGCCCAGAGCCUGCGCGAGAUGAAGAAGAAGAUUGCGGGUAAGGGCAAGGCCAACACAGGCGGCGAGGUUGUGGUGAAAGCAUACAGUGUAUCCCAGUGA